AUGUGCGGGAUGGGAGAGGAGAGGUUGCCGAGAAUUGUAUGGGAGGCGAAGUGGGCAAACAAAAAGAGGGGUAGACAACCCACGGAAUGGGUCAAGGUUGUAGAGGACGUAUGGAAGGGGCUCGACAUCGACGAAGAUGAAACGCUGGAAACGGAGGGUCUACAGGGGUUCAAGGAGAAGAUAUCUGUUGCUUGUGCCGAGAGAGAAGAACAGAAUCUGAGGAAAGAAUCCAAGGAUAAGGAGGGUCUAGAAGUGUACGGAAUGUUGAAGGAAGGAAUAGGGUUCAAGGACUACCUACAUGGACCAAUGGAUGCAGGAACAAAGCUUAAGGUCAAAUUCAGGACCGGGGACAUAGGCCUUCGAGAACGUCGACGAAGACAUAGGACGGUAGACGACGAAGACGACGAGUUCAAAUGUGAUUGCGGCUUCGAAUGCAAAGACCGUGUUCAUGUAGUCGCGGAAUGUCCGUUGUACAAGAAGGAGAGGGAAGUGUACGUGACUGAGCUGGGAAAAAUAGAUGGAACGUACAGGGAGAUGUUUGAGGCAUGGAAUAGAGAGGAAAGGACGGUAGCUGUAGUGGGGCAUAGGAGGUGGGUUGAAAAGGCGGGAAGGGAUAUCGUUAGGAUAGACAGACUAGGGAAGACAUUUUUGAGCCACCUUUGGCAAAGUAGAAAGGAACGAUUGGCCAUCGGUGAUCGGUCCUGUGGGAGAACAAUGCUCCGUCCUCUCGAAGACGCGUGGUCAAUGGUCUAACCGCCAAGACAUGCAAAACAUAAGAGUACGCCCCCCCCCC
This is a messenger RNA of Ectocarpus sp. CCAP 1310/34, 793 nucleotides long. NCBI's taxonomy places the organism in Eukaryota, Phaeophyceae, Ectocarpales, Ectocarpaceae. The record is from the annotation of a GenBank genome assembly.